This is a messenger RNA of Dibothriocephalus latus, 246 nucleotides long. NCBI's taxonomy places the organism in Eukaryota, Metazoa, Platyhelminthes, Cestoda, Diphyllobothriidea, Diphyllobothriidae. The record is from the annotation of a GenBank genome assembly.
AUGCAGGAAUAUCUCGAAAGAAAGAAAAUUCAGCGCCAGGAAGAGGAGAGGGUUCGACAAAUCGAAGACGAGAAACGACGAAGGGAACAGGGUAAAACCCUUGUAAGUGCCAAAAUCAAAUUCCAGGAGGAUGAAAUGAGGCGAGCUGCUGAACAAACUAAACGAGAAAAGGCCGAAGAUAAGGCAUAUCGGUACUUCUACCCGAUUUUUUUUAACAGCACUAGGAGCCGAGGAUUUUUCUUCUAA